Callorhinchus milii (elephant shark) is the source of this 792-nucleotide messenger RNA. It is a transcript of the gene podxl, whose product is annotated as podocalyxin-like. The record is from RefSeq and is a predicted model, not a curated record. The coding region runs from base 55 to 441 and encodes 128 amino acids. The transcript has 3 exons. Lineage: Eukaryota; Metazoa; Chordata; Chondrichthyes; Chimaeriformes; Callorhinchidae. Gene Ontology annotation, cellular component: apical plasma membrane; microvillus membrane. Gene Ontology annotation, biological process: cell migration; regulation of microvillus assembly; negative regulation of cell-cell adhesion.
GUCAACAAAGAAGAAAUCAGUCAGUCUGUGGAGCAUCUAAAAUCACAACUGGGCAUGAUGAAUUCUUCCAUCAAUACUGUCCUGGACACCUCCAGCGCAGAUGCACUGCAAACCAAGAAGACAGUUGCGUUGAGUGUUACUGGCAUUCUGCUGCUGCUGAUAUGCACGUUUGGUACCAUCUACAUGUGUUGCCAAUACAGAACCAAACAAACAAAGCCUCAGUACCCGAACGAAGAAUCGCAGACCAGGGACAACGGUUGCCACGACAACCCGGCCUUGGAUAUUUCUGAGACGCAGGCAGAGAUGCAGGAGAAGAAAGGAAAGCUGAAGAAUAGCUUCCUGGUGCUCACGGAGGGCUUCGGGGAGGAGACAGAUAGCUGGAUAACGCCUCUGCACAACAGCAAAGACGAACUGGAGGGUGAAGAAGACACACACUUAUAGAGAAAAUGCCGAGAGAUGGGGCCCAGAACACGUGUCGUUCCCCACGUCUCCCACCCUCGCUGUCUGUACCAUCGCCCGGUCAACGCCCAAUUGCCACCUACGGAAUUGUCAUCUCUUAUCUUUCUCUCCAUCUCUCCAUCUCUCUCUCUCUCUGUCUCUCAUAAAGAGCCUCGUUAGCGUAGUGGUCAGCAAGCGAGAGGACACGGGGUUGAUUCCCGGACAGGACAAAACCUUAGGCACGUCUCCUUACUCCACGCACACGCCUCUGUUUACCCUGCAGUACACAGGAACUUAGUUGUUUGGCGAUGGGCGGAUCGCUUUUCCGGGGGUAAUAAUCCCUUCAAAAUAAUA